Messenger RNA from Paramecium octaurelia, 1288 nucleotides. Lineage: Eukaryota; Ciliophora; Oligohymenophorea; Peniculida; Parameciidae. The record is from the annotation of a GenBank genome assembly.
AUGUUAAUUGGAGCAAUUAAAUUGAAGGAUGGUUUAUUCAUAGGAGACGAAUUAGCCUCUAAAGUAUAAUAUCAUUAUAACAUAAAAGGAUCUUGAAUUUGUCAUCCAGAACAAAGUAACUCGAAUCAUUAACUGUGCAGCCAAACAAUUACCAUGCGUAUUCGAAAACUACGGUGUUAUCUAUCUUAAAUUUAAUUGGCUAGAGAAUGAACAAGUACAUCCUAUAUAUCAUGAAUAAGUAAAUACUUUUUCCAAAUGAUACUGCUAAUGAAAUCUAUCAAUUUAUUGAAUAAGCACAUAACAAUGGAGAAUCAGUUCUGGUUCACUCAGUGAGAGGUCAAUCUCGUUCUUGUUGUGCACUUACUGCCUACUUUAUGAGAAAAUAUAAAUGGAAACUAUAUAAGACUUUGGAGUUUCUCAACUCUAGAAGGCCAGAUCUUGAAAUUAGGGCUAAUUUCUACCAUUAAUUAUCCUAAUUGGAAUCCAAAUUAAGUAAGAAGGGGCAAGGAGGUCUAUCCAGUUCGUGGUAACCUAAUGAAGAGCAGGAUCUACCACUAGAAGAGGAUGAACUACUUCUCAGGAAUACAUUUAUGAAUGCUAAGUCUAGUCCAGCUGAUUCUUGCUGGUUAGAUAGAAGAAUAUUCAACUAAUAUCUCAAUGAAAAUAGAAUUAGAGCUAUCUCUUGGGCAGAUGAAUCUGUAGCUAAAAAAUCAUUUAAAAAAAUGAAAUAGACAAAUCCAAAACAUGCUGUUAAAUUAAAUAGUCAAAAUAAUAUUGAUGGAAAUAUCUAUCAUGUUACAGUUAAUAAUUAUGUCACUCUAAAAGAAGAACUUGAAAAAUGUAAUUCCAUUCUGAAUUCCAGGGAAAACCAUUAGUUAACCAAACCAAGUAAUAGUCUUAUCAAACGACAAUAAAAUGAUAGUCUAAAAAAACAUUAAGAACAGAAACUGAAAUAAUCAGGAAAAUCUCAAUCUCUGAAGUAACAAAAAAGAGAUCCUACAGACAGACCUCGAUCUGCAUAUGUGUACAAAUACUCUCUAUUCUAGAUAGCCUGAAAUUCAACCUCCGAUAAAUAUACCAAAACCAAUGCCCUUUCCAUAUCGUCAAUUCUCACCUGUUGUAAAAGGUAGUUUCAUUAUUCUAUUUCUCAGGUAACAAUGCUCCUAAAUUGACCUAAUUAAUUCAAACAAACAAAACCAAAGGAUUUAGACACCCCUCCCCUGGAUAAUUGAAAACUGAUGAGACUUUCAUACAAUCAAUCAUCAACAGUAAACCUGUAUGGAAGUGA